AUGUUUCUGAUCAUGAAAUACAUCCCAGAGAUGAACUUUCUUCAAUGCAGCGAUGAUAGUGUUAUCUGGGAUAGAAGAAGUAGGAUCGAGAUUCAGAAAAAUGCUGCUUCCUUCGAUGAAUAUGGAUUCUUGGGAAAUGGUGUUGAGAUUGGUUCUGAGGAGUGA
Messenger RNA from Sclerotinia sclerotiorum 1980 UF-70, 165 nucleotides. RefSeq lists its product as hypothetical. The record is from RefSeq and is a predicted model, not a curated record. The transcript has a single exon. Bases 1 to 165 code for a protein of 54 amino acids. NCBI's taxonomy places the organism in Eukaryota, Fungi, Ascomycota, Leotiomycetes, Helotiales, Sclerotiniaceae.